Messenger RNA from Nannospalax galili (Upper Galilee mountains blind mole rat), 1330 nucleotides. It is a transcript of the gene Dexi, whose product is annotated as Dexi homolog. The record is from RefSeq and is a predicted model, not a curated record. The transcript is spliced from 3 exons. The coding region runs from base 95 to 382 and encodes 95 amino acids. Lineage: Eukaryota; Metazoa; Chordata; Mammalia; Rodentia; Spalacidae.
GAUGGCCGAGCUGCCCCCUCGUCGGCCGCCCGGGCGCCACAGCGGCUGAGGUCGCUGGGAUCGCCGGGUCGCCUCCUCCACCGCCGCCCCCUGCAUGCCCGGCGCCCGGGUCGCAGCCCUCCUGGACUCGCUCGGCCCCCUGGUCUCCCACGUGCAGCCACCGCUGCUGCCCUCUAUGUUUUACGUGGGCCUGUUCUUCGUCAAUGUGCUGAUCCUCUACUACGCCUUCCUCAUGGAGUACAUCGUCCUCAACGUGGGCCUCGUCUUCCUGCCCGAGGACUUGGAUCAGGCGCUGGUGGACCUCGGCGUACUCUCUGACCCCGGCUCCGGCCUCUAUGAAGCCGACUCGGAGCUCGACGUCUUUGAUGGCUAUUUGGAGUAAGGUCUUGACUGCUGUUCCCACCUCCCCUUCAGCAUCCGCAAGCCGCGGCCUGGACCAGCCACCCACACCAUGCUACUGUCCCAGGUUGGGAACACCGUCUGGACCCGGAUGGGACCCCAGGAAGAGGCCCGCAUUAUAACAACUAACUCUGGGUUCCUUGGGAGAGUACAUAUGCCUGUGAGUCUCCGGUGGAGAGUGGGAAACGGCGAUCAGCAAGGGAGGUUGUCAUUAAGCAGGCAACCACUGCAGCCCAGACUCAGUCCUAUUCAGGAACCCCAGGAGCCAGUGGAUGUAAAACAGAGUGGGUAUAGGACGUGAGUUGCCCCAGGUGCAGGCUUGUUCAUGCCAACAGACAGGUUCCUGUCCAAGUCCAGGAGUGUUCCAGAAGUGAUGGGGACCCAGUGCCAAGAUGGGGAAGUUGCCUGGCCCCACUGGAGGGGGAAGGCCUUCAAAGACCUCACCUACUGCUCAGCGCUCAAACAGUCUGGAUCUGGCUUGUGACUCUCUACCUUUGCAAUGGAUGUUUACAGGAACCCAGCCAGAGGUCACUUCCCUGCACUUUACCCCAAACUGCACCUGCCUUCCCCACUUAACCUCUGGAGAGGACACGGAGAGCUGAAGUGGGAUGCAGAUGGAUGCAUACUUGGGCUGCUCACUCCACUGUGGUUGGAUGCCGGUUGAGCCUUAUGCCCAGCUGAGUUUCACCCAAGGCUGUUGGUCACAGUUUCAGGGAGUCACUCUGAAGAGGGACAUGCCAGGUUCCAGGGCAGGGUUUGACCUCUCCAGGUUGGCAGAACUGAGACACUGCCCUAAGGAAGGUCACGUUGCUGCUCUGGCCAGAAAUCUAUUUUUGGAAGUAUGAGUGAUGUAGAUACUUGAUUUCCAUAAACCUGAAAAAGCAAUACUUAGAGGCUGACUUAUUUCAUUAAAAAAUGUAUGCAACUCUGA